Molecule: messenger RNA, 1023 nt
Organism: Puntigrus tetrazona (Sumatra barb)
Lineage: Eukaryota; Metazoa; Chordata; Actinopteri; Cypriniformes; Cyprinidae
Gene: taar13a
Product: trace amine associated receptor 13a
Exons: 1
Coding region: 1-1023 (340 amino acids)
Biological process (GO): G protein-coupled receptor signaling pathway
Cellular component (GO): membrane
Molecular function (GO): trace-amine receptor activity
Source: RefSeq, a predicted model, not a curated record
AUGGAUUUAUCAUUACAAGAAUAUGAUCCCACUUUGUUGUGUUUUCCUGCAAUGAACAGCUCUUGUCUUAAAGGUACACAUCAUGACGCUCAGACUGUCUUGUAUGUCAUGUUGGUGUCUGCGAUGAUUGUGACCAUUCUAGGAAAUUCAGUGGUCAUCAUCUCCAUUGCACACUUCAAACAGCUUCAGACUCCUACUAACAUCUUGGUGAUGUCCCUGGCUUUAGCGGAUCUGCUGCUUGGAUUGGUGGUCAUGCCUUUCAGUAUGAUUCGUUCGGUGGAUGGCUGCUGGUAUUUUGGAGAUGCCUUCUGUUUGCUGCACUCCACUUUUGACUUGUUUCUCACAUCAGUGUCUAUUUUGCAUCUUGUUUGUAUUGCUAUAGAUCGACAUCAGGCUAUUUGUUAUCCUCUUCAAUAUCCUACAAGAAUAACCAUACCCAUUGCAUGGGUCAUGGUGCUGAUAAGUUGGGCUAUGAUAGCAGUCUAUUCAUAUGGUCUUCUGUACUCAAAAUCUAAUGUGAAAGGACUAGAGGAAUAUGUUGAAUCAAUUUACUGUAUAGGACAUUGCAGUCUGCUUUUCAGUAAAUUAUGGUCUGUUUUAGACACGUUAAUAACUUUUUUCUUUCCUUGUUCUGUCAUGGUUGGACUGUAUGUUAGGAUUUUUGUAGUUGCAAAAAAACAUGUAAGAACAAUCAGUGAGGCAAACCAGCAUGAAAAUGAGAAUGUGUUUAAAAGUUCUCAGCGAUCUGAACGCAAAGCAGCAAAAACUCUUGGUGUGGUUGUGGGUGCUUUUAUUAUUUGUUGGUUGCCAUUUUUUAUAAACUCUGUGAUGGAUCCUUACAUCAACUUCUCCACACCACUUGCCCUCUUUGAAGUGUUUGUCUGGUUAGGCUACAUUAACUCAACCAUAAAUCCCAUCAUAUAUGGCUUUUUCUACCCAUGGUUUAGGAAAACCCUUUCUCUUAUUGUAACAAGGAGAAUAUUUGAACCAAACUCUUCUGAUAUCAACAUUUUCACAGUUUGA